This is a messenger RNA of Cadophora gregata, 1353 nucleotides long. RefSeq lists its product as uncharacterized. Lineage: Eukaryota; Fungi; Ascomycota; Leotiomycetes; Helotiales; Ploettnerulaceae. The transcript has 2 exons. The record is from RefSeq and is a predicted model, not a curated record. Gene Ontology annotation, molecular function: endonuclease activity. Bases 1 to 1353 code for a protein of 450 amino acids.
AUGAAUCUCAACGAGGCACUCACUCCGGAAAGUCAAGCCCAGAACGAGUGUGGAGACAUUUUGCAAUCAGAUUCUAUGCUACCAGAUACUCAGCUUGGAUCUUCUGCUCAGUUUCAGCAGAUUGCUGGAGCCACUAAAUGUUAUGGAACAUCAGGCAAGAAGAACAUCUUCUCCUCCGACUCACAGCUGCCAGACAUCCAAUGCCAAGAUGCAGCUCAAUACGAAACUAUGGGCAUCGAUCAGUACGCUAAUGCCAAAUAUCCAUUGACUUCGGAUUUUUCACCUCAUGAUAUCCAGCACACAGGUUUGGGCUUCCGGACGGAUAGACGCAUUUUAAGAAUGAACACAAGCGCAGUGACUUCUCACAACCUGGCUAGGACGACAUACUUUCUCAAGGCACAUUUUCAAGCUUCAAAGUCAUUGACCGUUAGUCACAAGGACGAUGGGGACUCAGUCUCGCAUAGAUUCUCCGCAACCGCAAAAUUCAGGGAGGAUGAUGGGCUGGCAGCUACUCAAGCCGUCUCAUCAAAUCAGUCGAACAAAGCGAAUCAUGGCGUGUGCAGUGAUAUCUAUUUACCAUCUGCACCGUCUACACUAUCUACCCCACCUAGCAUAUAUGUUUAUGACGAACCUCCUUCCACAGAAGUGUCACUGGAGGUUGGGGGCAAUGUUAAAAAGACAUAUGAUCUUCCAUAUACCGCCACGGAAACUCUUACUCCAAGUUCAAACACCAUAAAAGAAGGCGACAACCCUUCCCCAAUCAAAUCACUUCAAGUCUCACAAGAUAAUCUCAACUCAGGGAACCUCCCAAAGGCAUCAGAUUCACAGCCGACUAGCAAUGUGGCCAGCAAUUUAUUAUCGGCUUGCCAGUCAUCUGUUAGCACAUCAGCCGGCAGCAAAAUUCCAUUCAAUAAGAUAUCCUGCAAGGAACGCAAGCGCAUCAUCAUUUCGCCCAACCGCCCUCCAAAUGUUACCAAAGCAAUGAUUGAAUGGGUUCGAAAGACAAACUGGCUUCUCGAUCCUUUCCGAGAGAAUGAUGAUUGCUGGUUGCAUCCAUCGCCACCAGCAGCGCUUCUUAGCGUUUCCGGAGUUUGCCGACCUGUUGGGACGCUUCAGAAAUGCUUCACUUGGAAAGACACAGAAGGAAAACACUCCAUUGUCCUCAACUAUGGCAUUGUCGUGAAGCUCAUCAACUACCAGAUGACAAAGCAGCAGCAAGAUGGCUUUGUCAACAAGCAAUGGCAUUUGUCACACCUUUGUGGAAACUGGACUUGCUUGAACCCAGCUCACACCACAGUGGAGCCUGGACGCAUCAAUAUUGGCCGCAAUAAAUGCUUCUCACAUCGCUCUUGA